Molecule: messenger RNA, 2330 nt
Organism: Ziziphus jujuba (common jujube)
Lineage: Eukaryota; Viridiplantae; Streptophyta; Magnoliopsida; Rosales; Rhamnaceae
Product: probable WRKY transcription factor 47
Exons: 6
Coding region: 168-1826 (552 amino acids)
Biological process (GO): regulation of DNA-templated transcription
Molecular function (GO): DNA-binding transcription factor activity; sequence-specific DNA binding
Source: RefSeq, a predicted model, not a curated record
GUCACAGGGUCUAUGUACUAGCUGUUUACAUUAUUUUAAUUUCCUAAUUGACUUUGGGUCUAAACCCCUUCUUUUCUUCCCCACAAGCCAACCCAACCACCCGACUGGUCACACUUCAAAUAUUUACUUCUUCUUCUUCUUCUUCUUUGCAUUAUUAGUUCAUUUACAUGGAAAAUCAACGCCGCCAAUUCAUGACCUUCUUACGCUCUGGCGACUUCCUCCCAUCUAAUAAUCCCGAUCGCCUAAUUAUUCAGAAUCCAAUCCACCAUCAUCAUGCCAAACCCUCCAACAUCGUCAACGAAAUGGAUUUAUUUCCCACUACCACUUCAACCUGUAGCAACAAGGAAGAUGAUCCAAACCGCCACCAUGUCCUACACACUCUCACUAAUCCAAUAUCCCAUCCUCCUCCUCCUUCUGCACUUGUGAAUACUGGAUUAGAUUUGCUCACUUUAAAUUCUGGAUUUUCAACUUCUGAACGUAAAGAUAAAUAUGAUCAGAAAUCCGAUGUCCAGUUGACUAAUACUCUUCAAGUUGAGUUAGAGAGACUUCAGCAGGAGAAUCGGAAGCUGAAAAGCAUGUUGGACCAGAUCACCAAAAACUAUAAUCUCCUACAAGCUCAGCUACUCGUGGCGAUGCAAAAACAACCAGCACGAUGCCAUACACUGCUAGAGCAGAAAACUGAGGUGAGUGGCAUGUCAAGUCACGCCAAAGAGUUUAUGGAGCCACAAGACUUAGAUGUCAAGGAUCCGCGGGUUUGUGAUGGAAAGAGACUAGCACGGUGCGAGACCAUGGAGGUGAUGUCAAAGGAAAUGCAGCAUAGUACAAGUCAUUUUGAUGAUGGUGGUGGUGGUGGUGGUGGUGGUGGUCUUGAUCAGUCAUCCCAGUGUUGGGGUUCCCCUGAAAGUCCCAAGUACAAGUCGGGCGAAGCCAAUCAAAAGCAGCAACAACAACAACAGCAACACCAACAACAACCUCCUGAUCACCUCCCUUUCAGGAAGCCCAGGGUGUCCGUACGAGCAAGAUCGGAAGCUCCGCUGAUUAACGAUGGAUGCCAAUGGAGAAAAUAUGGUCAAAAGAUGGCCAAAGGUAAUCCUUGUCCACGGGCCUAUUACCGUUGCACCAUGGCCGUUGGAUGCCCAGUGCGAAAACAGGUUCAAAGAUGCGCAGAGGAGAAGAGCAUUCUCAUAACAACAUACGAAGGGAAUCACAACCACCCUCUCCCUGCAGCAGCCACAGCCAUGGCUAACACUACAUCCGCAGCAGCAGCCAUGUUGCUAUCAGAUUCAACUACUAGUAUGGAUCAUCAUCAUCAUCACCAUAAUCAUAAUCAUCAUCAUCAUAUAACGUUGAAUAAGAAUUCAUCAUCAGCAUCAACUGCCUUAAGCUUCUUCCCCAGUUCAUGUAUUAAUAAUUCCAUUCCGGCCUAUGCUUCAAGCAUGCCAACCCUUUCAGCGUCCGCACCGUUUCCCACUAUCACCCUCGACCUCACCCAUAACCAUAAUCCCACGCAUGAAUUAAUCAACCGUUUUCCACCCCUCCUUUCUUUCCCUGGCCCACCGCGUCCGCUUCCGCUUCUAGGGCACCCCAUGUACUUAAAGCUACCGGCAGUGGUUGACACUGUCACUGCUGCCAUCGCUUCUGACCCUAAUUUCACUGCUGCCUUAGCCGCCGCCAUCUCUAGUACUAUUUCAGGUGCAAACAACGAUACCAACAUUUCUCUUAGUACUGCUAGUGGAAAUAAUAAUGUUAUUGCUUCUUCAACAAAUGGACUUCCUGGCUCCCCUGAUCAGUUACCUCACUCCUGCACCACCUUCUCCACUACCUAACUCAUAAAUAUAUAGAUAUACAUAUAUAUAUAUAUAUAUAUAUAUAUGUCUACAGACACUCAUUUACUUUCACACUUACUUGUAAUUAAUAUAUCAUCAAGAGUUGUCGAAGAAUUUCGGACAAGCAUAGAUUGGGAUGCAAGAUUCAAGUGAAGCGAAUAAGUUGGGAAUAAAGAAAUAUUCUUCUUUUGUACAUAUAAUAUAGUACAAUUCUAUAUAAUAUAUGGUGCAUUUAUAUGUGUUAAAUUACCAUCUAAAAGUUUAAGCGGCUAAGAUUUCGGUUUAUAAGAUAUAUCAAAUUUGUAUCCUUUGUUUGGGUUAAGUGGCACCGUUCCUUAGUAUUUUCCCUGUGUGUGUCUUUUCAGUCGUUGCUUAAGUAUCCUUUUGUGUUUGUGUUUGGCAUCGCUGUGUUUAUAUUAUUAUGUUAGCUGUUCGGAUAGUUUCCACUUUUAGUUGAGGCUUUUUGUAUCUUUAAUAAAAGUGGUAGGUAUCUAUUUUAUUUUC